AUGUUGGUUCCUAACAACACUACUGAUGAUCAGCCUGCCUUCAUCUUUAUUGGAAUCCCUGGACUAGAAACAUUGCACAUCUGGAUCUCCAUUCCUUUCUGUCUUCUAUACUUCAUGGCCCUCAUAGGAAACUCUAUUCUCCUUGUCCUUGUUAGGACUGAGCAAAGCCUCCGUGAGCCUCAGUUCUACUUCCUAGCCAUGCUGGCCCUCACUGACCUGGGCCUAUCCCUGUCAACAUUACCAACUGUCCUGGGCACCUUCUGGAUUGGUGCUCAUCAGACUGGCCUGGAUGCCUGCCUGGCUCAGAUGUUUUUUAUUCACACACUCUCCUCUGUGGAGUCAGGAAUCCUUGUGGCCAUGGCCUUUGACCGGCUGGUAGCGAUCUGCUCCCCUCUGAGGUAUUCUCGCAUCCUAACUCACCGUGCUAUUUUCUGCCUUGGUGGAGCCGCCUUCAUACGUGGUGCUGCACUGCUGGCUCCAUUACUCUUCCUCAGCAGUUUUUCCUUUUGCAGAGACAACAUUCUUUCCCACUCUUAUUGCUACUACCCAGACCUGCUGACCCUGGCCUGUGGGGACAUUACAUUCAGCAGUGCCUAUGGGCUGGUCUUUGUGCUUUCCACAUUUGCAGUGGAUGCACUCUUCAUCAUAGCCUCUUACCUAAAAAUCUUGACCACCAUCCUGAGGCUGGAAGCUAGUGACCGGGGUCUGAGAUCUAUGCAGACUUGUGCUUGCCACCUAUGCACGGUGCUUAUUUUUUACCUCCCUCUUAUAAGCCUUGCUGUGAUGCAUCGCUAUGUCCACGGAACACCCCCACUCCUCUAUGCUAUCAUGAGCAAUAUCUACCUUCUCCUCACACCACUUCUUAAUCCUCUGGUUUACAGUCUUAAGUCCCGGCAGAUCCAGACUGCUCUACAGAGACGACUCUGGGUUCAGAGAGUCACAGCUGGAGAAUGA
Messenger RNA from Antechinus flavipes (yellow-footed antechinus), 954 nucleotides. RefSeq names its product olfactory receptor 51F2-like. Gene Ontology annotation, cellular component: membrane. Gene Ontology annotation, biological process: G protein-coupled receptor signaling pathway. The record is from RefSeq and is a predicted model, not a curated record. Gene Ontology annotation, molecular function: G protein-coupled receptor activity; olfactory receptor activity. NCBI's taxonomy places the organism in Eukaryota, Metazoa, Chordata, Mammalia, Dasyuromorphia, Dasyuridae.